Messenger RNA from Toxoplasma gondii ME49, 4709 nucleotides. RefSeq lists its product as hypothetical. Gene Ontology annotation, cellular component: mRNA cleavage and polyadenylation specificity factor complex. The record is from RefSeq and is a predicted model, not a curated record. The transcript has 3 exons. Lineage: Eukaryota; Apicomplexa; Conoidasida; Eucoccidiorida; Sarcocystidae. Bases 1 to 4335 code for a protein of 1444 amino acids. Gene Ontology annotation, molecular function: RNA binding.
AUGACUCGCUUCUUGCAUGCACCGAGGGCAACAGGAGAAAGAAUUUGUGCAUCACCAUGCGGCGUUUUCCUGCUCCUUUUGCCUUUUCUCUUGUCCUCGCUUCUCCCAUCUCCCCGUCUCUCGCCUCUCCCUGCGCCGCCGUCUCCGGAGGAGACACUGCGACGCCGAGACGGCGUCUGUCUCCGCUCUCUGUCUCCGCCGCUCUCCCCUUCCACCACAGGGUGGACAGACACCGAAGAGUUCGUGACUCGGCAGGCAGCACAGUGGGGAGGCACCCCAGCUCUGCCUUCUGUCGCUCUUGGCUCGUCUCAUGCGACAGCUGUGUCUAGACAGUCUCCCUCGGACUCCUGUUUCUUCUGUCGCUCUGUGCACUCGAGUGAGUGGUGCCGCGGAAAUGGAGACACAAGCAUCCAUGCAGGAGAUGCGCCAGAAGGCGACAGGCUGGCAGCGCGCCUUUGGUUCCCCGUUUUCUUUGCCGACGCCGUCUCUCUAACCGCGGCUCAGAGAAGCCUGACAGCGAGGGCAUCUCUGCACUCGCGUUCUCCGUUUCACACGGGUGCUCUGCGACCGUCGUCUCUGCCGACGCAUCUCGGCAGUCGUCGCUCCCCGCGUCUCCUCUCUUUUUCUGCAAAGGUGCCGAGAUGCUCGCAACCGAGAGACGCCGGACGUCAGGAUUCCAGAAGGCGCCGAGAGUGUGUGCACUUCAAGCGGCGUUCCGAACGCGAACACAGCGAAGCAGGAGACGCGCAAAAGUUCAAAGGUGACAUCGAGAGACGAGGCCAAGUCGCGAGGAGGAGCACAAGAAGGAGGCGUGGACGUUUCCACCGUUCGCGACCUUCUGCGUCUGUCUCGACGCUUUCGUUCCUGUCUCUGUUUCUCCCGAUCCCUUCAACGCCUCCUUUUUCGCGCGUGUGUUUUUCCUUCGUUCUCCGCUCUCUCGUCAAGUCUUCUGCCGUCCUAUCUUCCACAGCUUCCUCCCCGCUCUCGUUCGCUUCGUCCUCGGUCUCGCGCUCCUCUUCUCGCUGUCUUCGUGCGUCUGCGUCUUGUCUGUCGCCUGCGUCUUGUCUGUCGCCUGCGUCUCUGCGCUCGUCUCUUCCUCUUUUUUCUGCGGACCGCGCGGCACCAGAGGCGUCGCCUGCAGACAUGCCUCUCGAGGACCUCGCGCGCUUCAGACGGAAGCUGGAGGAACUGACUGGCCUCGAGUUUGCUGCGGAGCUACGCAAGCGAGGCGUUGCCGUCCCUGGAGAAGAGCCGCAGAAAAUCGUCGACGCGGUCGUACGACUUCUGCACGACGACCUGCGAGUCGCCGAACACUCAGAGGACUCCGGCAAGAGGAUCUCUGGACGAGACAAAGGACAUGCUGAACGAGGAGAAGCCGGCGAAGAAGAAGAAGGCGAACCUGAGUUCCGCAGUCGAGGAAGGCCCCCGCGCUCGGGAGGCCUCGGCGACGAGAGGAAGGCGAGGGAGGAGGAGGAGAAGAAGAAGCGGAGCGAGGAGCAGAAGAAGGAGGAGAUCCUCAAUUUCCUGCAGACCUUGUCUCCGGAGGAAUCAGCGGCGCUGGGGAGAGAAAUCCGAGAGAUGGAGGCGAGAAAUGCGCGCGAGUCCCGACGUGACGAAGACGCCCGAGGCGACUCCGAAGACGCACCAGCGCAGCACCGCAUGCAUGAGAGGAGCGCCGGAGAUGCCGGAAGGGAACAUUCAGCCUCCUCACGCAAAGGCGAAAGAGAAGAAGACGAAGAAGACGAAUUUGCAGCAAAGGGCAGGAGAGCAGGACGGAGACCUUCGAGUGAGGCUUCGUCGAAGAGCGAAGAUGAGGCAAAGGAUCCGAGUGGAAUCGAACCUCCGGAAGUCCUUUUUUUUCCAGAAGCCUCUAGGCGGGAGUACUGGGAACCCAAAUUUGCCUGGCGCAGCGAGGUGGCGACGCUAGAGGAUCAGCUGGAGCUUCUUGAAGAGCGCGGCGCGUCUCUCUCCGACGCGCCGCGCGGGAAGCCCAGACUCGAGAAAUCGAGGAGAACUCCGAAGCUUUCUCCACGUGGAAAGCAGUUCGGCGCUCGGUCUGGAAGCCGCGAAGCACACACACCCCCAGAAAAGAACGGGGAGGAGUAUGAAAACGAGGAAACCGGAGGAGAGAGAACAGACGGCGGGCGCGCAGAGCACGAGGAGACAGAAGAGGAGCGCGAGAGCAGGCGAGAGCGAGAACGCGAGGAGGAAGAACAGAGAGGUGAAAGCGACGCAAGCGAAGAAGACUUGGACGUUCUUUUAGGAACUGGAGAAAUCGAAGAGGACUUGGAACCGUUGGACGCGGAAGAUGUAGACCGCAUCCCAGGUCUGGUCACAGUUCGAGAUCUUCUCCGCAGAGAGAUCUUGUCUCUGCCUCUUGUUGUAUCUCCACGACAGAAAGGGCAUCGGCAGAAACCGCAGCGCGGACAACUGAGAAGUCCGGGAUCCACAGCUGGCGAGGAAGAGCGUCUGUACAGAACAGAAGCCGGAAACGAAGCCGAACGUCGGCAGACGCACUCGCAGAACGCGCUGCUUCCCGACAGACACCGAGAAGAAGAAGCGCUCGACGAAGACAGUGCAGUCGGGGGCGCCGCCGCCCUGUGGAGGCGGAAAUACAAAGGAACCGAUGAAGAUGAAGGAGACGAGGAUGAAGGUGAUGAAGAGGAUGAGGAUGAAGAGGAGGCUCCGACGCAACUGAUUCUGCCGCCACAGUUCAGGUCGCUGCCGAAAGACCGACGCGAGCAGCUCCUGGGGAUUCGGGAAACCGUGGAACGAACGAAGGAGGAAGAAGAGAAAGAAGACCCGACGGAAGGUGUGGAGAGAUGUACAUACACCCAAACGGAGCGCGAAGAAGACAUGCGGCGGGCAGCGGCGCGGCUUCUGGCGUCUGCGUCUUCACCAAUGAAGGAAGACGAUCCAAAAAGGAUCAGAGAAGACAAACGCGAGGACGGGAAGGAAGACAGGGGAGACGCACAGCGGCCGUUUCCAGAACGCGUUGACGCUUACUGUGUAGCUUGGCAUCGACUCGUGGAGAGGCCCACCGGCGGCAAGGACGAAGAAGAAAUUGAAGAAGAAGAAGAACAACGGAGAGUUGGAGUGCUGCUCCUUCCAGAUGCUUCGGGGUGGAAGGAUUUCUUCGUUCGCGGACUCGCCGACCGCAUAGCCGACUGCUGCAAAUGCGUCGUUCUCGUUCCCGAUACAAAGCUCAUCUCGACUCUUGCGACAGCUGCUUCUCCUGGGGCAGCUGCUUCCUCUGAAGGAUUGUCUUCUUCCUCAGGGCCGUCUUCCUCUCUUUGGUCGCCUGCGGUGUUGAGAGACGAGUUGAUUCAUCGCUGCAUGCGCUUCUUGAAGGAGGCCUUCGGACUUCAAGGCGUUGCUCUCGUUGGACUCGAGCAGGGAGGAGGGCUCGUCCUCGAAGGCGCUGCAAAUCUUUUUCGAAUGCGACGAGAAAAACGCAACCUCGUCGCCUCCAAAGCCUCUGUCACUGCUCAGGAUCUUGAACAAAUACUGCUCCCAACUUCUCGUUCCUCUGCUCUCUCAUCAUCUGACUCAUGCGCUCCUUCUUCCCCUUCUUCCCCUUCUUCUCCUCCUACGUUUUCUUCUUCUUCUUUCCCUUCUUCCCCUUCUUCCUCUUCUUCUCCUUCUACGUUUUCUUCUUCCUCUUCUUCUUCUUCUGUUCCGGCGCCGCUGCCUUCGUUUCUCGCGGGGGGAGAGCUGAGUGUGCCGCAUGCAGUCGUGGCUUUUUAUCCGCGGCAGUUCGACCCUGAGUUUGUGGGGGCUCACAUGGAGGCACCGACUUUGGGGAUUUUUGCAGAGACCAACAGAAGGGGGGCCGCGCCGCGCGCGAGAGACUGCGGACGCGAAGGAGGCGCCAAGGAAGAAGGCAGGGACUUCCGCCAGAACGACGGACGACUCGUGGAGCGACAGGGUGCUGCAGAAGGCAGGAGAGAAGCAGAGUUAUCAGGAGAGAGGGACGCGGAGAGAGAGAGUCAGAGAGAACAGAAGUCGGAGGAGACAGCAAGGCGUCUCGAAGGAGAAGCGGGAUCCGAGACGCUCGAGCAGGCGUUCCGUUCGUUUGAUCGAAAUUUCCAGAGAGACUUCCUGAUGCACGUUUUCCACGGCGUCAGCUGCGGCUUCGCGCAUCGCUUCUGGGACGACGAAACGAAGAAACGCUCAAAGAACAACGAGGCUGCUGAAGAUGCCUUGCUCCUCGCCACAGCAUGGCUCGACAUCUGGCUGUCUCCGCCCUCGGCGCCUCCGCGGUUCAACGUGAUCAACGACCUCACGGACUUCCCUAACGCGUUCAAAGAUUUCCGCGCCUCUCCGCAAGGAUAACGCAGUGAAGACACAGGACGGCGUCUGCGGUCCCGGUAGCGACGCGCGGAGAAACCGAGUUCUUGCGCGCAGUCCGGCGGCUCUGGAGAGGCGAGAAAAGGACAGAGGGCAGAGGGAGAGUACGGAGAGGGCAGUACAGUCUUUGGGCUGGGGUGUACAGCAGCGACGAAGAACGUCGCUGUCAGGUUCUCGCAUCUGGACUUUUAGUCGUCGGUCGCCGAGGUUCGACAGGGUCCCGGUUUUUUCAUGCGGUGGACUGCCUCUCACUUUGCAUCCUGCUGAACGGAAGAGGAGGCGAGUCCAAGCGCAGAAAGAGAGAAAGACGAAGAGAGAAAAACCAAGGAAGUAAGGCGAAAAAUGAUGAAGAGAGAUGA